ACUAGAUGGCGCACACCUCUAGCAUUCCGUUCUUUUGAGGAUUCUUUCUGCCCCGGAAACGGAAGUCAGCGGCAGAGGAAGUACCUCUGUGACCUGUGCUUGGCAUUGGGUGUCCGCAGUUUCUGGGCAAGGUGAGCGCUCCGUGUGUUACGUUUGUCCUAUGUGCGGUGAGGGUGAGCAGGGCGGACGCUGUACCCGGAGUUUAUUAAUUGAGUGUGAGACGCUGGUAAGCUGCAUGGCGGUCACUGUAUCCCACACAGUGCGGGGAGACAUGAAUUCUCAAUGUCCUGUGGCUAUGGACAAUAUAGCUGGCUAUGUAGCUGCAGAGUGUCAAUGAAGCCGAGCUGUCAAUCAUUAGGAUAUAACCCAGGAAGGAGGAAUAAUGACAUUACAGAGUAAGGGAGUGAUUGACGGCUCCAGUUGUGCUGGAGCCCUGGGCCAGGCUGCAGAGCAUUAGAUCUUGUGUUGUGGACUACCUGUACGACCAUGCUCAGCCAAUCUGUAGGCUAGCUGAGCAUUGUGGGAGUUGUAGACAGAAGACUGCAGAGGGGGGAGCUAGUUAUUAAAAUAAAUGCUUGAAGGAGGUCUUUAAAAAGCAGUGAUGACCCCAAAUCCCUGAUAUCUGUCAGCUAAUACUGCCUUUUUUCUUUUCAUUGUAAGAGCAGUGCACAUAAUCCUUUAGGAGCACAGCCGUUGUGAGUACAUUUAUUCUUAAAAAAAACCAAAAAACACAAGUUAAAUUACUGCGCAUGCAAUUAAUAUAUUGGGAUGCCUGAAUCCCACAGCCAUCACUUGUAGUGAACAAAAGUUGGCGGAGAAACUCCACCAUGCUUUGUCGUAUGGUAUGUUUGGUUUGUGCCCUUCAUUAUAAGUGCUCCUGGAGUCUGUAAGUUUUUAGCGUUUCACUUUGAAACGCUGCACAAUGCGAGUUUAACCUUUCUGCUGCCAGAGGUGUAACUCCACCUCCGGCAGUGUCAUUGAGGUGCCAUCAGUGAGCCCAGAACUAGAGUUAUGAGCAGACUAAUGCUAAUUUUGUGCACUUUUUAAUGCACAGAAUCAAAAUCAGCGGUCAGCCAACAUUAUCAAUGAAUGAGUGGCAGGAUUUACAUUGGUAAAAGCUCUUCAGAAGCGUGGAGACCUGAUGCCCCUCAGGAUCAGGAAAGAGGCUGCACUGCCCCAUUAUGAGGAAAGGGGGUAGGAUACUUCUACCAUCAUAGCCACUAUAGCGAGAUGUAGUAGUCAUAAUGGUUUGAGUAACCCUUUAAGCAAUUAAGUUCAUUGAAAUGCAGGUAGCAGAUGUAGGCAGAAAAAGUCUACAGGAUGCCCCUUUGUUCUCCACCCAGUGGAGGUACUGCUAAGUAAUAGAUUACACACUUUUUAGCAAUACCAAUUCAUACCAUCACUGGGUGCCAUGCUUAUCUAAAUGUGGACAGCUAACAUUCUCAGCCAGUCUCCACCACCUUUUGCUGGUCUAGCUAAUUCUUCCUCGUUAGCCCUAGCAGUAGGGAUUGACUGAUUAUCGGCCAAUAUUCAGUAUUUUUGGCAAUAUCGGUAUCAGCAUAUAAAGAUAGCGAUAUAGCUGAUAAUACAUACCAGGACCGCAAGGCUCCCUUCAGCUCCCCUGUUUUUUUUUGUUUUUUUUAAAAGGGUAAAUUAAAAAGCCCCUCUCCCACACACCCCCGCCCCCCCAUUUUACACAAAUUACAUACCUACAGAAACACACACACACUCUGGAUUAUAUACACACGCUACACAAAUACACUGCAUUCAUUAUAUACACACUACACAAACACACUGCAUUCAUUAUAUACAUAGACUACACAAACACACUGCAUUUACUAUAAACACACUACACAAGCACACUCUGCAUUCAUUAUAUACACGCACACACUCUGCAUUCACUAUAUAUAUACACACUACACAAACAAACACAGCUAACCUGUCUAAACACACUGCAUCCACUACAUGUGGCAUGCAUAUUUUGUGCAUUUACCUUUAGAAAUAGUUUACUUUUUUCAAAAUGGUAAAAUGUACAGAAUAUCGUUAAAUUAUCGGCUAUUGGCCUCAAAGUUAACAGAUUAUCUGUAUUGGCUGUAAAAAAAAAAUCAAUAUUGGUCGAUCCCUAUGUAGCAGCACAGAUGUUAUAGAUGGUUUAGAAUUAAAACAGUUUAACACUGAAUGGAGGGAUAGCUCCAGACACUAAUCACUUCAGUGAAUUGAUGCUGAUUUAUUUUUGCUUGUAUGCACUAGAUAAGUUGCUAAUACUGGUUCAUCAAGUCACACCACCGGGUAAGAAAUACCUUUUCACUGUAUUUCCCUUUUUUAGUUUAUGUUUACAUUACCCAGAGAAACCACCCAUCUUUAUGAGAUUUGUCCUCUAUGCUUCUCUAUGAGAAACAUUUGCUUGGACAAUGCCCAGCACUAACAAUGAAGUAAGUUCUGGGGGAAAAAGAGAAUGUCUUAAAUAACUACAGAGGCCAGUUCUGCAGCUAAAGAAACGUAAACUUGUAGGGCUUGGGAAAUGUUUGCAAUAUUUAGUAAAUGCAGUUGUACGUUUUGAAUGUAGUUUCCCUUUACCACAUUUUGAAUGUAGUUUCCAAUAACCCCUUGGAUGGUAGUCGUUUGUGGGGCGUUUUAAGAACUCCAAUUGAAAACAGUGGAAAAAGUCUUUGGGUUUGUGACCCCUUUGUGCGACUUGGGAUUUUUGUUGCCAUUGCUUUGAGUGGAUGUAUCUCUUCUUCCUUCCCUUUACUCACUGUCCCUUCUUUCCCCUAUUCUGGUUUUCAUUUUUCUUAAUGUAUUACUUCUUUCCCUUUUCUUAUCUUUUUAUCUUGAGUGUGAAAUCCUUUUCACUUAAAAAUGUUACUGGAGACUUGUACAAGCCUAUUCUGAUGUAACUUAUUAUGCAAUUCCGUAAUUUACACACAUUGCUAAAUUUUGUGGGAGUGCACAUCAGUCAUCUCUUGUAAAUAAAUAAAGACUUAAAAGAAAACAGUGGCAGUCCAAAGAUUGGCUGAGAGGUAUUAAGCAUUUCCGUAUCCUGCCAAUGUCUAUCUGUUUUAAAAGUCAAAACAAUGUGGUCAUUUAAAGUCUAUGGCAGGGGACAGAUCUCAAGAUCCCAAGGUGUUGCCUUUAGAAUGACAAGGCUUCGUGGAAGCUGUAGUUUUAAAACAUCUGGGAAUCCUUGCGGGUGCCUCUGGUCUAGGAUGUCCUUUUAAGCGUAGCAGCUGCUCUUGAAUAAAAGGUCACAAGUACUGAUUUUACCUUGGCAAACUAUAAAGUAUGUGUCCAUGUAUGUGGCAUGAGACUGCAGGCUGGUGAAAUUGCAUUUAAAAAAAAAUAAAUAAAAACAAUCCUUGGGGACUGGUUGUUACAGAAAAAAAACCAGUGGUGUGACGGUUGUAUACCUAUAUUGCUAAAUAUUUACAGAAUGAAUACAUUGUGUCUUGUCUUGUGAUAAAUUAUAGAACAAACAGUCAAUGCCAGGAAAUACAGUAUCAGCUCAUGGUUCAUGAAGUGUUCUGUGUAUGUGUUGUGUGUGUGUGUGUGUGUAUAUACACAUUCAAGUGCAUAUUGGCUGAAAACAGGACAAAUAAAUCUGCACUGCUGACAAGAUUGAACUACUUUGAAAGUGGAUGCCUUUGAAUAUUAUUUAGUGCAGUGUCAUUGAACAUAUGGUGGAAUUGAACUCUAUGCCCUCUUCUCCACACAACCUUUAGUAACCUUGACUCUGUAUAAUAUUUUCCAAGAUAACAGCUGUUAGAGGCAUCUUUGCAUACCUUUUUCUACGUGAACAUAAAAUCGCUGUCACGUAUUGAGCAAAAAAGAUUGCUUGGAAAUGUCAUAAUGAUGCUAUAUAGAGGCCCUUGCAUUGCACAGUAUCUGACACGAUGCAGUGGAUUAUUAUUCCAAAAUAAGAGCGAGAGUGUGUGUGUCUCACAUCUGGGUUUAGCACUUAAUGUCUACACAAAUGGUAGUGCUUGCCUGGAUGCAGUAACUCCAGCCAAAGUUAUAGAAGCAGAAAGGAGAGGAUUUAGGUCUUGCUAGUGUAUAUUUCACUGCUUUGUUUCAAGCAGAGUACAUUAUCUACGUUCAGUCCCUAUUUAGGACUUUUAUCAGCAUAACAAUACAAUGCAUACAAGCUCUUAGAGCGCCAAGAAAAUUGAAAGUGAAUGAGAUCAAAGGUGAAUGAGAGUGAGAGGGGAAACCAUGAGUACCGUUGCCCAAACCAUAAUCAUAACCUAUUUAUUUCUUAAUGCCAAAGUGGCAGCAAGAUCACAGAGAGGUUCAAAAUUGUGAGUGAAAUAAAGUUGCAUGUACCAUAAUUAAAUAAACAACUUAAUGUCUUAAUGAGAACAGCAUUUCAUAAAUCAUGAAGCUCAAACAUAUGGCUGUAUCAAACAUGAAAAACAAAGUUGUAUCUGAAUAACCUAUAUAGCCUAAAGAAAAAGGUAACUUUUUUAGCAACUACAAACAGCUUGCAAAUAUAAUCUUCAGUUAGCAUCUACAAUGUAAAAAAGUCAUAGGUUUCAUACAGUUUAAACAUCCAAAUAAUGUAUGUUAAUUUCUUUCUGUGUUAAGGGGAGACUCCACUGUUCCCGAUAUAUCCCCAGUGAAAGCAUACAUUUAAUUGUUUUUUUUUCCCCUUUUAUUGGGACUAUAUCUAAAACCGCUUGCAAAAGCUGCAGAUCUCAUCUGCAGCCUUUUCAAGUCCUCCUAACACAACCCAGAAUUUCUGUGUCUGUCCAAUUAAAGACUUCUCAAAGUGAAGUCUCUGAAAGGCAGGUACUCUGGAUAAUUGCCUGCCUCUAGAGUUUAGCUCCACUGAGUUAACCAAACCAAGAAGUAACAGGACCGUUUGUCUGACUGCCAGGGGUCUGUAACAAGGUUAAAAGAACACUAUAGGGUCAGGAACAUAUAGGGUAUAGUGUUAAAACCAUCAUCUUGCCCCCCUUAAUAUAGCAAAAUCUUACCCUUAUGCCAGUCUGCUGCUGCUGGCUCUGCCCCUGAUCUGUCUGCUUUGCUGACAUUAUCAGAAGUGGUGUUCUGAGCCAAUCACAAUGCUUUCACAUAGGAAAGCAUUGGAUUGGCUGAGACUCUCAAGGAGGCAGAUCAGGAGCCGAGCCCAACACAGCCUGGUCGAUCAGCAUCUCCUCAUAGAGAUGCAUUGAAUCAAUGUCUCCAUGCAGAGGGUGGAGACACUGAAUUGCAGUGCUGCACAGUGUGCAACCCUGCCAAAGGAAGCACCUCUAGCAGCCAUCGGAGGAGUGGCUAGUUUAGGUAAUCCUAGGCUGUAUGUAUGUAAGCAUAUCAAACUGGAUAGCAUAUUUGUAUGCUGUGAUGUCCCACAAGUGCAAUGAUGCCCUCAUGUACAGUUUGCAUGGUGUUUUGGAAAGUUAUAGGGUCAAAUAAAGAGCUUCCCCAUUUCUGUUUUUACUUAUUAAAAUGUUCCAGAUUGUUGGCUCUGUGUUGCCUUUGAGACUGUAUAGCAGCCCAGGAAUGAAAACUACCCCAUCAUUGUAUACCAUUUGCAAAAGUAGAUAACCCAGGGUAUUCAAAAUGAGGUAUGUCUAGUCUUUUUUAGUAUCCACUUAAUCAGAAACCCUGUCCAAGUUAGGAUAUAUAUUGCAUUUUUCACACAAAAACGAUUUACUUCCCCUUUCUGUCCCUUAGUGGUCCUCUCCCCUCCCUCGUUUAGUGUUCCCCUCCCUGUCCCUAAGCGUUCAGCUCUCCCCUUCCCUUAGUCUUCCUCUCCACUCCUUCCCCUCCUCCCUUAGUGUUCCUCUCCCCUUCCCCUUAGUGGUCCUCUUCUCUCCUUUCCAUGUCCUUUAGUGUUCCUCUCCCUUCCAUGUCCUUUAGUGUUCCUCUCCCCUUCCAUGUCCUUUAGUGUUCCUCUCCCUUCCCUUCCAUGUUCUUUAGUGUUCCUCUCCCUUCCCUUCCAUUUCCUUGAGUGUUCCUCUCCCUUCCCUUCCAUGUCCUUGAGUGGUCCUCUCCCCUCCCUUCCAUGUCUUUUAGUGGUCCUCUCCCCUCCCUUCCAUUUCCUUGAGUGGUCCUCUCCCCUCCCUUCCAUGUCUUUUAGUGGUCCUCUCCCUUCCCUUCCAUUUCCUUGAGUGUUCCUCUCCCUUCCCUUCCAUUUCCUUGAGUGUUCCUCUCCCUUCCCUUCCAUGUCCUUGAGUGUUCCUCUCCCUUCCCUUCCAUGUCCUUGAGUGGUCCUCUCCCCUCCCUUCCAUUUCCUUGAGUGGUCCUCUCCCCUCCCUUCCAUGUCCUUUAGUGGUCCUCUCCCCCUCCCUUCCAUGUCCUUUAGUGGUCCUCUCCCUCCCUUCCAUGUCCUUUAGUGGUCCUCUCUCCCUCCCUUCCAUGUCCUUUAGUGGUCCUCUCUCCCUCCCUUCCGUGUCCUUUAGUGGUCCUCUCUCCCUCCCUUCAGUGUCCUUUAGUGGUCCUCUCUCCCUCCCUUCCGUGUCCUUUAGUGGUCCUCUCUCCCUCCCUUCCGUGUCCUUUAGUGGUCCUCUCUCCCUCCCUUCCCCUUUGGUGGUCCUCUCUCCCUCCAUUCCGGUGGUGUCCUUUGGUGGUCCUCUCUCCCUCCAUUCCGUGUCCUUUGGUGGUCUCUCUCCCUCCCUUCCGGUGUCCUUUGGUGGUCCUCUCUCCCCCCUCCUUCCGUGUCCUUUAGUGGUCCUCUCUCCCCCCCCUUCCUUUAGUGGUCCUCUCUCCCCCCCUCCCUUCCGUGUCCUUUAGUGGUCCUCUCUCCCCCCCUCCCUUCCGUGUCCUUUAGUGGUCCUCUCUCCCCCCUCCCUUCUAUUUAGUGUCCCUCCUUCCCACUGUUCCUUAGUGUUCCAUAUACCUUCCCUCCCCUGUCCCAUAGUGUGUCACCAUUUGUCCCUUUGUGUUCUCUCCCCUACCUCCCUGGUGUGCUUCCUACCUCUCUUGUAGCGAGCAGAGCAGACAGUGUGAGCACAUCCUGUCAGUCUGGCUGGGUACAGGAAUUUAGAAGCUCCUGUACCGUGGUGUGUUUUGCUCGCCAAAGCUACACUGAGUGACUGGCAGGAGGGAGCGCUGGGCGCUUGCUUUCUGCCGGGUCACUCUAACAUAGUGCGCCCCCUCGGCCAGUGCGCCCUAAGGCUGCAUAUAUAUACAUUUUAUUUAUUUUUUCAUGGAGAAAAGAAAGCACAUAUCCGUUAAUAAUAAUCUGUUCUUUAGCAGGUGUUAAAAUUAGGUAAAUACAACACAUGACAUAUUAUUCCAUGUCAUGAUUUAUUUACAGUACACCUUAUGAUUCCAUAAGUGUCACUGCGAUCACAUGACUCUGAGGAGGGUACCCUGAGAAGGGUAUUUGGGCUGCAGGGAGGUCCUGAUCGUUGGGGUGAUAUGCCACCCUAACAGAGUUAAAGCUCUCCUUUUUUGGGGUGGCAUAGCACUCCCUAACAUCGGGAUUGGGUUAAGAGCUCUACGAUCUUCACUGGAGAUGUUACAGUGACCCGAAUAGGUACUGUUGAUAAUUCCAAUUUAGUUCUGUGCUAAAAAUUAAAGACCGAUGUGAUACUUGUCUGAAGGCAAGUCUUUCUCUUACCCUUGUAUGUAGAUAUAUUUGUUCGAGAGUGAAUUAAAAAAAUUCAGACUAAAAUAGCAGAGUUUAAAAAACAAAAACAAAACAAAAACCUGGAAGUCAGCUUUGUUGUUUUCAGUUUGACAACUUUUACCUUUACGUUUUGAGAUUCACAGUGCGUGUAGAUGUGUAUAGUCCAAUGUUAACUGACUUUGCUUCAUUGUGUUUCUAAUUUAGCAAUUAUUUGACAGAGAAAAGUGAUAAACCAUGGGAGGCCUUCACUUCGGAAACCUAGCUAAAGUGCGGCACAUCAUCACCUACAGUCUGUCUCCUUUCGAACAGAAAGCUUUCCCACACUAUUUUUCCAAAGGCAUUCCGAACAUGUGGCGGAGAUUCUCAGCACAGGUGUUAAAAGUGGCCCCACGUAAGUAUUCAUUUAUCAGGAUUUUCUUUUUUUACCUCGUGCCACAUGACCAUAAAUGCAAGAAAUGACUUAAACACACACUCUCCAUAUCAGCAGAAUUGAGUCCCCCUCCCUUUUUGUCAUUAGCAGAUUCACUUCCCAUUGCUACUAGCAGGCAGUAUUUGUACUAGUCCAUUCUCCCGUCCUUUGCCCAGUGGUAGCAGUAGCACAUUCUCUCCUUUCCCUUGAGUGUACCUACUAAUACUAGCACAUUCUUAUUUCACUAGUACUAGUAAUUACAGCCUAUACCCCUAUCCUGCCCACUAGUUCUGGUAGCCCAUUAUCCAACUAAAAUGUCCACCUGGAGUAGUGCCUAUUUUCCUCAAUCCUGUAGUUGUAAUAUAUCAAUACCCCCUCCCCUAAAAAAAGGGUGACCUAUUUCUGCUCAAUAGAUGGAAGUCUUCAUAUGCUUUCCUCAUCUCUGGUGUAUAUAGUGAUGUGAGUGGAGCCACAUACAGCGUGUACUCCAUGUAACACCGAGCUUUGCAGAUCCAUGCAAUUUCCUCUGUUAAAUAUGUGGAUAUCUGAGGUUGCACUACUAAGAUCAUGCAAAAUAUUUAGUAGGUUGCUCCCUGUCUGAGGAUAAAUUGUAACCUUGUUUGUUCUUUGGCCCAGUACUUGGGAUCAUUCUCUUCUUCUAUUUGAUGUGCAGUAUGUCAUCAGUGAACCCUCAAUAUAAACAGACAUUUCUUCAUAAUAAUGAUACAUGCCAAAAUCUAACUGAAACCAUGCCCAGUUACUUCUAUUCUAUGCCUUACCAAGAGAGACCCCAGCAUGUUUUAAUUCUUUAAUAAAAUAAUGUUUCUUACAAUUAUAAUCUUUUGAAUAUAAAUGUAGAAUAAUUACACACUUUCUCAGGCUGUUUUAGAGAAAAUAUCACUAAAAAGCUUUUACUCAGCUUCACUGUUAGGCCUUAAUGUGCAUGUUGGAUUAGUUCCAAUGUGCCCCCAAACACCCCCCUUAACAAAAUGCAUGUCUUUAAUUCACUAACUUCCGUCACUGUAUGAUUUAAAAGUUCCUCCCAAUCCCUAUAUUCCAUCAGUUUUUGCAGUGCUCUACUUUUCCACAAAUGCAAAGUAAGCUGCUUAAUUAAACCUUUUUACCCCUUAAAACCAUACAUUGUCUAGUCCAUCAUAGCAAUCUAUUAUUUAAAGAGGCACUGUAAGCUGCAUAACCUUUACAGCUUAUAGUGGUGGUCAUGAUGCAAAGAGUUUGUGGAAUUGUGGCCCAUAUAUUUCUUGAACCAAUAUAGCGUUUCUUCUUUUUAUUUUUAUCUUUUUGCAAAAACAGGGCUCCCCUCCACCCCCCUCAACAGAACCUGACUGUGAUUUAUGCAUCUUCUGUGGAGAUGCACUUACCUCUACCUGUGUCUUCAUCCAACUUCCUGCCACUUGGUACACAAAUGGCAGAUAGUGGGCACAUAUGCCAUAGGUUUAUGAAAUAUUAAGUUCCACAUGAGAGUAUAAGAAAAGUAAUGAUAUGUGAGCUAUAUCUAUAAAUAAAAUACUAAAAUAAAAAUACUGUCGAUUAAAAGACAUCCUGUAUUAAACACAGAGCAUUACAUUGGAUCACAGUAUGCUGAGGGGCACUCAAAGGAGGGAGAUGUUAACUGGUUUUGUGCAGUAUAAGGCACUUCCACUGAGGUUUAGGUACACAGAUGCCCUUGUGCCAGGCAAUGCUUACAUUGUACCUUCCAGACAACAAAUGGAACAAUGUCUUCUAGUAGAUCUUCACAUGGCGCUGAGCACAGCUUAUUCUCAUACAGAAGCAUAGGAUUGGCAGAUUAUGGCGGUUUCCACACAAAUGUUCAUUGUGCUUUCAUUGCUUCUCUAAGCGAAGCAUCUGAUUGGACAUCGAUCAUCAUGAUUGAUGGUCUCAGAAGCAGGGGUGGAUUACAGGUACAUUCAGUACAUUUUAAUAAAGGGGACCAAUAAACUAAACCUACUAAGGGACACACUGAUUCAGACCCUGACACUAUCACGCAACCUUCAUUGUAAUUUUAACAACUCUGGAAGCGGCAGAUUUUAUUAGUGUAGGUAGUGGUCUGGAAGCUGAACAGCAACAUGUUGUAUUGUUGUGCAUUAAUUUGUAUGUGCUGGAGGUCUUAACCAGUUAAUGCUAUGAGCUUUCCUCAAUUGUAUUUGUAUCCAAUGAUUUAUAUUCUGCAUAGUUAAUGUUUUUAUUUUCUUAUUGUAAUGUAGCAGAUAUUUACACACUUGUUUUUUUUUUGUUUUUUUGUUUCACUUCCAGCUUUUUUGCUCAUGUAUGUAACCUAUUCAUGGGGAACCCAAGAACAUGCAAACAACAAGAGGAAGAUCCCAUCCUUGUUUGAAAAUGACAAGUAAAGUUGCCUCUCUGGAGAUCUGUGGCAUUGUGUUGCAUUUUUUUCUGUGACUCUGUUCCUCUUACAGAUGGCAGAAAUAAUUAUUUAUUUGUCUUUCGCACCAUUUGUGAGCCAUAAAUAAAAUUGUUUCAAAUUGAUUUUGGUGUUUUCUGUAUGCUUGAAAAUGGAUUGUUGUACGUUCA
Molecule: messenger RNA, 10529 nt
Organism: Pelobates cultripes (western spadefoot toad)
Lineage: Eukaryota; Metazoa; Chordata; Amphibia; Anura; Pelobatidae
Source: the annotation of a GenBank genome assembly